AUGGACUGCUCAAAUCAAACAAUCCCAGACAAUUUUGUCCUCUCUGGGUUCCCAUAUCCAGAAGAAUUUACGCUCCCCUUGAUUUUCUUCUUCUCGGUCAUGUUUGCUCUCACUCUUGCUGGAAAUUCACUGAUCAUCUUGGUAGUGAUCUCUGACCUUCGACUCCACAAGCCCAUGUAUUGGUUCCUGUGUCAUCUCUCCACCCUGGACAUGGCCUUCUCAGCAGUGGUGGUCCCUACUGUUAUUGCAGGAUUCAACCUUAGGGAGAAUAUGAUCUCUUUUUCUGGAUGUGUGACUCAAAUAUUUUUCUUCAACUUCUUGGGAUGUGCGGAAAGCUUACUCUUCACCUUGAUGGCUUACGACCGCUUCUUGGCCAUCUGUAAACCACUCCACUAUGGCAACAUCAUGAACUGGAGACUCUGUCUCAUCCUUUCCUUGGGUACCAUAAUUGGUGGUUGCCUCAACUCUACAUUUCAGACUUCGCUCACCUUUCUGUUGCCUUAUGGACAAAGAAACCAUAUUGACUAUGUCUUCUGCGACAUUCCCGCCAUAUUGAAGUUGGCUUGUGCUGAUACAAAGCUUAAUGAGUUGAUGACCUUCAUUGAUGUUGGCCUUGUAGCAAUGACUUGCUUUCUCCUUAUCCUAGCAUCCUAUGUUUACAUCAUCAUGGCUAUUCUGAGAAUUAGUAGCCAUGAAGGACGGCGCCGAGCCUUCUCAACUUGUACCGCCCAUCUUACCGUGGUGGCCAUAUACUACCUGCCUGUGGUGUACCAUUAUCUGAGACCAACUUCUCAGGACUCCAUGGAUGGCAUGGUGAGCAUGUUCUACACCACAGUAACCCCUUUGUUGAACCCAUUAAUAUAUACCCUUAGGAACAAGGAGAUGAAAACUUCUCUGCUGAAACUCUGGGGUGGGAAUCCAGAAUAG
Molecule: messenger RNA, 927 nt
Organism: Thamnophis sirtalis
Lineage: Eukaryota; Metazoa; Chordata; Lepidosauria; Squamata; Natricidae
Product: olfactory receptor 10G6-like
Biological process (GO): G protein-coupled receptor signaling pathway
Cellular component (GO): membrane
Molecular function (GO): G protein-coupled receptor activity; olfactory receptor activity
Source: RefSeq, a predicted model, not a curated record